AUGGGCCAGAUUAGGAAGGGCGGUACGAGGGUGGGACUUGGCGUUGGUGUUUUGGAACAUCAAAGAUGGACAGGGUUUUCGCGGAGGACGCUCCUCAGAUAUCUCCACAACUACAGAUCGGGGAUCUUCCAAAAUCGAGAAGAUUGGUGCAUAUGGCUAGGUCUCUUCACCUUACAAUUUGGUAUGCGGUCGGCGAUGGGGUCAAAAUGCUCGUAUGAUCGAGGGCUUUUCGAUGGAUCUAUCGGCGGGUUCUUAUUCGAAAAAUCGAGCGAGUUCAUGGUGGAGCGGUUGAGUGAAUCCUGUUGA
This is a messenger RNA of Blastomyces gilchristii SLH14081, 306 nucleotides long. RefSeq lists its product as uncharacterized. The coding region runs from base 1 to 306 and encodes 101 amino acids. Lineage: Eukaryota; Fungi; Ascomycota; Eurotiomycetes; Onygenales; Ajellomycetaceae. The transcript is spliced from 2 exons. The record is from RefSeq and is a predicted model, not a curated record.